Molecule: messenger RNA, 4276 nt
Organism: Amblyraja radiata (thorny skate)
Lineage: Eukaryota; Metazoa; Chordata; Chondrichthyes; Rajiformes; Rajidae
Product: meckelin-like
Exons: 28
Coding region: 102-2858 (918 amino acids)
Biological process (GO): cilium assembly
Cellular component (GO): ciliary transition zone; MKS complex
Source: RefSeq, a predicted model, not a curated record
GUGCAGGAAGGUGUAAUCUGACACGGAGUUUGGAAACCAUAGCCACGCCGUGUACACAGAGGGAGCUUCUGGAGACGGUCUGCUGCCGCACUCACUGCACGAUGCUGGGCGCGCUGAUCCUCGCCUUGGCCGCGCUGUGUGCGGGGCAGAGUGCAGACCUGUCGCUCCCCUUCGCCCAGCCCCAGUCCUGCCCCAGCUCACACUACUACGACGUCUCAGCCUUGAAGUGUUCAGCGUGCCCCCCGCAUCUCAGGCGGAGCGCCGAUGGACUCCGUUGCAUCUGUAAAGUUGGUUACACCAUGGUUGACACUGGAUCACCCAUAGCAGAGUGCAGUCUGUGCAACCAAGACAAUCAAGUUGUGUCGGUGGAUGGGAGGCUAUGUUUGAAAUGUCCAAACUGCAAGCAAUGUGGAGGCUCGCUUGUCCAAGUGGAGAAUUUGCCUUUGAGGACAGCGAGCUGUGAAGCAUGUACCAACCAGACUGUGCCCAACGCCUUGGGGAACAUGUGUAUCCCCUGCCAUGAAACUUUCAUUUGGACCACCAACAGUUGUACGUGUCCAUCUAACAACUUGAGAGGAGGACUUUGCUUUGAAAACACAAGAAUACCGGCCAGUUCGGGAUCAAUGCCAGAUUCCAUCUGGUAUGAAAUGCACCUUCAAGCAAGCUACCUGGCAUGUGCAAACACGCAGUACAGUAAUCAGACAGCAUGCCAGCUUCUCACUAACUUGGUGCUGCUCGAUGUAAACGGUUUGGUCAGCGGUGAAGCCCUCAUUCUGUACCGAAACGUGCCUGCCAUGACUAACUACCUCCCGAAACUCUUCUACGUGGACACGAAUAUCGCAGCAUCUCUGGGGCAAACAGCCCCCAAAGGGCUUUCUUUCCAGAAGGAUUCACAGAUCGUCUUAAAAAUUGUGAAAUAUGACGCUCGUGGCAAUUUUCUGGGUUGGGAAGAUGUCAGAGGAGGUACUUUACAGCUCUGUCCCGACACGCAAACAUUGCUCGACGCGGCGUACAAAUUUGGCUCAUUCUAUGCCCAGUCGUGCACAAUACGAGUCUCUGACCUUCUCCAGCGAUUCCCAGAGCCAGUGCUUUAUGAGCUCUUUCUCCACUACAAGGAUAACCAAGGACAGUCAAAGGUGUGGCCUGUCCCAGUACGCAGCCUAAAUCUAGACAGGAAUGGCUUGGGAGCUGGAGCAGUAAGGAGAUUCUUUUUGGUUGAUGGACUGACAGGGAGGAAGGGCAGUCUCAGUAACCCACCGAGCUACGUCAGUUAUGCUAAAGACCUGGUCCUAAGGACCUACCUGCCGACCAGCAGCCCAACCAGUGAGCCACCGUUUUUACUGACUGUACGAUAUGCGCAGGCACAAGAUCUCCAAGAACAAGCUCAGGUGACAUUUGGUGUUCAGUAUGAAAUGAACCAGGCAGCGCAUAAGAGAGACACAGAUAUCGCUCUGGGGGUCCUGGGUUCUUUGGCUGUGUUCACUGCCAUGCUGGAGACCAGCAGCUGGAGACGGAGGAGCGGACUAGAGUUCAUCGAUGUUGUGACUAUUGUGAAAUAUCUUGCCUACUUUGCUGGAGCCCUGUCGAACACCUUCUUCCUUGUUACGUAUGGUACCGGUGUUUACUGGCUUAUUGCUUACAAGGGCCAGCAGUCCACAGUUGAGAUUACACUGCCACCUGCUGGUAGUGAGAUUGAAACCGGCUUCAUCAUCUAUGUGUCUUGUGCUUUUGCGCUGAAGGCACUGCAAUUAAUUCACAUUAUGAUAGUUCAGAUGACAGUAUCAAUCUUCCUGAUAGAUUGGGAAAAGCCAAAGGGAAGACAGUUGGCUAAACCAGCAGAAAACAAGCCAAGCCCCUCAUCGGUAAGCAUCUGGCGUACCUACUUCAUAGCCAAUGAGUGGAAUGAGAUUCAGACUAAGAGGAAGAUAAAUCCAAUCCUGCAACUUAUUCUUAUUCUUUUGCUGCUGGAGGUUAUUGGCAUAAAGAACAUUGCGAGAAGAGACCUGAAUUUGAAUCUGUACCCUGGAUCUGAUGUUAAUCUGGCGCCUUGGAGCCCAAUACUCCGAUACGGGAUAUCCAUAUCAAUGUGGCUGGCUGUGGGCUUGGCUCAGACGUUCUUCUUCGUCGGGAUCUGCGAACGAUUUGUUGAGGACAAGAUAAAGCAGUUUGUCGAUUUGUGCUCCUUGAGCAAUGUGUCAGUCUUCAUCUUACUGCACAGGUGUUACGGUUUCUACAUCCAUGGCCGAUCGGUGCAUGGACAUGCUGAUAUUGGAAUGGAGACAAUGUAUCUUAACCUCAAGAAAGAAGAGGAUAAUCUUUGUGCAAUGCGAGGUCUUGAGCCCAACAUGGAGGUACAAACGUUUGAGGUGCUUCUUUCGAACAAGGUUAGACAACAAUAUGACAGGAUACUAUCACCACUGACCGAGGUGGCAAGAAGGAAUCAUGGUGGACAUGUAGAUUCACCCACUAUGCAGCAGAACUUAAAGGCAUACUUCACGAUGAACAAGUUCCUUUCAUCCUUCCUUGAACACGCUUACAAAGACAUGGACUACGUUGUGAGGGAAAAGCUUUUCCUGGAGCGAAUCUUGGACUUUGAGUUUCAGCGAUCAGAUGACAGGAGCUUCUUCUAUAAUGAUGAGCGGAUGCUCUUUAGCAAUGUUCUUUACUACGGCCAUGAGUUGGUGCUGCUGCUGUUUGAUGCUCUGCUCUUCUCCGUAGUAGACCUGGGAACACAGGACUUUGUUCUGGCAGCAAUCAUCACCUACCUUUUACAAAAGAUUCUGGAAACAGUAAGGGAGGCAAUUUCAAGGAGAAAUUUGGCCACAAAGACAUUAGUUGAUGAAAGAUUUCUCAUCUAGAACGUCUCCUCUGUCGAGGAUUGCUGUAUGGACGGGUCGAUUUCAGUUCUUGCAGCACCCACACAAGUGUGACUUUUAUACACGGAUGUAUCAGAUCCAAUGUUCAUUACCAGAUGACAGUGGAUGGUGAAGCCACAGUAGAAAACCUGGCACUUCACAGAUGGAAACAGCACGGACACAGUUAAGAUGGUGCUAAGAAAAAAGGGAAAUUAAAAGCAGACAGAUUGCUGACUGAAGUGGAGACUCGAGUUUCCCAUCUGGUUCUGCUUCUUUUGAAGACGGCAUUUACAAGUUUGCUUCAUGCUCAUUGAAGACGCGAGGAACUGCGGGUACUAGUUUAUCAAAAAAUACACAGAGUGCUGGAGUAACUCGGCUGAUCAGGCAGCAUCUCUAGAGAACAUGGAUAGAUGACGUUUCAGGUCGUGACCUUACUUCAGAGCACCGAAACAUCACCUGUCCAUGUUCUCCAGAGAUGCUACCUGACCGCUGAGUUACUCUAGCACUUUGUGUCUUUACUGCCCAUAGGUGGUGGUCUUCUCAAAGACCAAUUUCCUGGUGAAGGCUUCUCAUCUCCACAAGCAGAUUUGAUUACGUUUCUGAAUAAUCUCCCCUGUUGAUGACCAACGCUAGGCUGUUAGAUGCCCUACAGUUUCACGAUACAUUUGCAAUUCCAGAUAUUAACACCCAUUUUAUUCUCCACACAUUCCAACCAAUUUUCCUCGGAUUCUAUCCACUCACCUACAUACUGGGUGCAACAUUCAGUAGCUUAGUUUAGUUUAGAGAUACAGCGCGGAAACAGGCUCUUUGGCCCACCGAGUCCGCGCAAACCAGCAAUUCCGAUACACUAGCACUAUCCUGCACACAUUUAAAGUUUUACCGAAGCCAAUUAAUCUUGACGUCUUUGGGGUGUGUAAGAAAACCAACACAGGUCACGGGGAGAACGUACAAAUUCCAUAUAGACCGCACCCAUAACCAGGAUCGAACCCGAGUCUCUGGCGCAGUAAGGCAGCAACUCUACCACUGCGGCAUGGUAGCCAGUUAACUACCAAUCAUCACAUUUUUGAGAUGUGGUGGGAAACCAGAGCAUAAAAUGAAAUCCAGUCAGAAUAUACAGACGGCACCAGAGAGCAGGUUUGAACCCAGGUAUCUAGUGCUGUGAGGCACCAGCUGUACUGCUGUGCCACUCACCAACCUUAGGUAAUGUGUGACAACAUUAUUGAAAAUGCUUUGUAUUUUGUAUUCCCACUCCUGUGUUGAUAGUUGGAUGUGUCCUAUCACAUUGAUCCAUAACUAGAUUUGAAUCACAGUAUUUCACUAUUGAACAUCUUUUGUAAACUUGUUUUUAAAUGUUGUUUGUUUAAAUACGUAGCAGAUUUUACACUUUUGUAUUUAUACUCAAAUAAAUGCUUUAGAUUUAA